Messenger RNA from Eupeodes corollae, 1704 nucleotides. Its product is annotated as UDP-glycosyltransferase UGT5-like. Gene Ontology annotation, molecular function: UDP-glycosyltransferase activity. The coding region runs from base 55 to 1638 and encodes 527 amino acids. The record is from RefSeq and is a predicted model, not a curated record. NCBI's taxonomy places the organism in Eukaryota, Metazoa, Arthropoda, Insecta, Diptera, Syrphidae. The transcript is spliced from 3 exons.
UCGAGGCGUGCUAACAAUCGCCGUCGCCGUAUAGCGUCCGAGUAUAUCGCGAAAAUGAAGUUCCCCCGACUUGGAAUAAUCGGUAUUUUGUUGAUUCUAUCAACAAAUGACGUCAUUUCAUCAAACAUACUCGGUUUAUUUCUCACUCAUAGCCCUUCGCAUGUUAUCGUUCACAUGGGCGUAGUGCGGGCUCUAGUUGAACGGGGCCACAAUGUCACGGUGGUAACUUCGAUGCGUUUGAACGAUCCGAACUUUGGCUAUAGACAUAUCUAUCUGAAAACUCUGGAGCACACACAAAAUGAUACAUUUAUUAUGAUGGACACUAUAACUCGAGCGCCUUUCUACCUCAAGCCAUUCAAAUGGUUCGCCGCUAUCAAAAAUAUGAUGGAUAAAUAUUCGAAUUAUAAUUUGGAUCCGGAUUAUAUCAGCUUUAAGAAUGAAAACAAUAAUUUUGAUCUUGUGUUGUUGGGAUAUCAAUUUAAUGAGGCAAAUCUGGGAGAGGCAGCUCAUUUUAAGUGUCCAUCGGUACUUGUCUGGAUGAUGCAGCCAUUUGGUCAUAUUUCAAGAUUGAUUGGUAAUCCGAAUCUUCCGGCUUUCGUGCCCUAUUCGCCGUUCAUCCCACCCAAUGAAAUGGACUUCUUUUACAGGGUUUUAAAUUUUAUUUUUUAUAUUGUUGAGGGUAUCAUCACUAAAAUAGGUGAAUACGUUUUGAAAAAUUAUUAUGACCAAGUUUAUCCAAGUCCUGAAUACCCAUCAUAUUGGGAGACUAAGAAAAACAUUUCUAUGAUAUUUUACAAUCAUCAUUUUAGUGAAGCUCCAGUGAGGCCUUUAGUACCGGGUCUCAUUGAAAUUGGAGGUAUUCAGAUAAAGGAGAAACCUGAUCCUCUGCCCAAGGACCUUCAAAACUAUCUAGACAAUUCUCCUCAUGGUGUAAUAUAUUUCAGUCUUGGAUCGAAUGCCUGUGGCUUGCACGUUAAGGACCACACCUACAAAAUGAUAUUUGAAGUCCUUUCUUCUCUCAAGUACAACGUCAUAUGGAAACUCGAUGAAAUUAAACAUCCGGGAAACGCAUCAAAUAUCCUUUACAAAUCAUGGCUGCCUCAAGACGAUAUCCUGCCACAUAGGAAUGUCAAACUUUUCAUAACUCAUGCUGGGAAAGGAGGUGUAACCGAAGCAGAGUACCAUGAAGUUCCAAUGGUUGCAUUGCCAAUAAUGGAUGACCAACCAAGCAAUGCAAGAAAUAUGCAAGCCAAGGGUCAUGGUCUGAUCCUGGAUCACACUACAAUGACAAAGGAAAUGUUUCGAGAAACCAUCAAUGAAGUUUUGAAAAAUAAAACAUACAAAACUAAUGUGGAGACAUUUUCAAGGCUUUACAAAGAUCGACCAAUGACAGCGAAACAAACUGCCGUCUAUUGGAUAGAAUAUGUUAUAAGGCACAGAGGUGCUCCUCAUAUGCAGAGUCCUUUGAAGGAUUUGAAUGUUCUCCAAGAGAAUAGUAUCGAUGUUAUAUUGUUUCUGCUAGCAAUGUUGUAUAUAAGCUUCAAGUUGGGAAAGAUGUUGAUUAAGUUUUGUUUUAAUAAGUUGGUUCGGAGAUUUGGUUUUCGAAAAGAUAUUAAGCUUGAUAAAAAGAAAGAAUAGCUGCACAUGGAAGUAUCAAUCGUUCGUUUUUUAAGUCAAUAAAAGAAUGCCAUUGUUUACAAAUUA